This is a messenger RNA of Physella acuta, 1235 nucleotides long. RefSeq lists its product as uncharacterized. Lineage: Eukaryota; Metazoa; Mollusca; Gastropoda; Physidae. The record is from RefSeq and is a predicted model, not a curated record.
CGGAUCUUAAAAUAAGUGCUGUAAACAAGCGUUGAUAAAACAGUUGAUACAGUAGAUAAAAGCUCCCAGCUGUAAUUUAACAGAGAAUGAGUUUUCACCUGUACCUAGCUGUGUACACAACGACCAUUCUGGUUGUACUCACGUGUACACUCAACGUCAGCUGUCAGGACACGCGCGACAGUGUCAGUCGUGAGGAGAAAAGGCAGGACAAAACACCGAAGACACAAGCUGUGACCAGUGAAAACGGUUUUUGCGGAGGCUGUAAUAUAAAUGAAACUAAAGCACUGGAAAAAUUUAAAACCACUUACAGCGAAUUCCAUAAAAAUUUAACCAGUUUCAUAGCGCUGAUUCCCACCACAUUGGAGAAAGAAGUUCCAUCCUAUUUUGAAAAGGUGAAACUUUUACUGAGCAACCUUACCGUAAAUGACACUGAGUUUAUCAAGGAAAAUUUGAAAGACAUCGUCAAAGGUUGGUACUACAUGCAGGCGGUGACCGAGAAUCUGUUGAAGUGCAUGGUGUCGCUGGUCAAGUCAGCUAGCCAGGCCUGGUACCAGGAGCAGAAGAAAAAACUGGAGUGGUGGAUGUUUCAGGGGCAGACAGAUGUAGAAUCUAUGAAGCAAUACCCAAAGUUGAGCAAUGCAGAUGUUAGAGAAAAAAACUCAAGUAUCUUUGAUCGACACAACAUUACAAAGCUAGAGACAUGUGUGGACAGCAUCAACAAACAGGUAGACGAAAUUGUGAAAAUAGUGGGAAAAACAUCAGUCGUCAACAGUUUCAAGAAAAGAUACACGCAAUUCCACAAACGAUUAACAGACUUUAUUACCGGGAUGGACAAUAAUACGUACCUGAAAAAUUUAAAUUUGACCCAGAAACAAAUGAUAGACACUGUGAAAAAAACACUAAAGGACUUUCCUCUAAAUGACACUUCGUUCACAUAUCAAAGCACGCUCGUGUUAAGUAAAAAAUGGACUGACUUAUCUGAAGCUGCUGGGAGCUAUUUAGACGUGCUGCCCUCUUUAAUCAAACCGCAGCCCGAAAAACAGCUGUCUUUGUUGCAGAACCUAAUCUCGAUGCUGAAGUCAGACAUCUUUUUGACGACGUCUUAUGCUAUUCAGCUUAACUUCGCUUAGGAUGUUUCAAAAGAUAAACAUUAGCUACUGGAUCAUUUCUGUGUAGGGCCAAACUUCACUCUACUGUUGAGAUUUCGACAGACAGGAUUGAGACAGACAGAAAAA